AUGGCAUUGUGUAAAAAAAACUUGCAAAUUUACCAAGUGACGCUGCAAUUCUACGAUUUCUUCAAAAAACUUAUCUUUGAAUUGGAUGUGGGGUAUACAAGGAAUUGGAAACCAUGGCAGGCGUCAAUUAUUCUUGCCACAAACUCGAUACUUCGGCUGCAAGAUCUUUUUUUGAAUGAAAAGGGCUACAGCUAUUUGCUAACUUCGCGCUUCACGCAGGACUGCGUGGAAAAUCUUUUUUCGCAGAUCAGAAUAAGACAGAAAAAACCCACAGCCUUGCAAUUUAAAAACCUUCUAAAAUCCGUAACCAUUUCACAGUUCCUUUCUGAUGUCUCUGGAUCGUCUUAUGGCUCAGAUGAAAGAGAGUGGCUCAUAGAUUUCCCUUCACAUAUGAGACAGUUGAGCCAAAACAAAGCUAAAGAAAAGGAAAAGAUUGUACCGCUAAGAAACAACUUAACUACGAUUGGAACACAGGCUGCUUUGGAUAGAAUGAACGAUGCGGAAAAGAACGUAGUAUUUCACAUUGCUGGUAUGAUCGUACAUAAAGUUGCAAAACAUGGUGCGGUAUGUCAACAGUGCAUUGAAAAGUGCAUAGCAACAUCGUCCGAUUGUCAUUACAACAAAUUCACAGUUUCGAAGGAUUUUACUGGUCAGGCAUUGGUAUACGUCAAUAAUGAGACUUUCAUAUUUUUCUUGAAAUUAGAGAUCGUUUUUAGAAAUGAGAUCAACCAUUGCAGAAAUGAUCAAGUAUUUGAUACAAUUGAACAUCAACUGUUGAAUAUUCCGGCUGAACACCUGAUUCUAUGCCACGAUCUGAAACGAAAACUGAUUAGAAGAUUUUUGCAUUUUCGUCUUAAGAUACAUCAUCCUAAAAAGGUUCAUCAAAAUAGACUAGAUAGUCGAUCAAUGGCUGUGUAA
Molecule: messenger RNA, 918 nt
Organism: Ochlerotatus camptorhynchus
Lineage: Eukaryota; Metazoa; Arthropoda; Insecta; Diptera; Culicidae
Exons: 2
Coding region: 1-918 (305 amino acids)
Source: RefSeq, a predicted model, not a curated record